CUUUUUUCUACUUUGACUAAAAGCAAUCCAGAACCCCCUUUUAUCCAAUCUUCAUUUCUUUAUCUAAAAAUUACAUCUUUUUUUUUAUUUUGUGAAUUCUGGGAAAGGAAAAAAAUGGCUAAAAUGAUGAGUAAUGAAUGUAUAUUUUCUGCUUGUAAUCAUGGUUUUGAUAUGAAGAAAAUUGAUAAAGUGUCUGUUGGUAUGAUAAAGUUGCCAACUUUAUCAAAUCUUGCUUCAUCUUUGACCCUCCGGGAAUCUUCCGCCGGCGAGUUUUUUGGCCGGCCGGUGACUUUAAGAGGUCAAGAAAGAAGGGCUGGUGCCCAAGUAGCUGCGGCUUCUGAUGCCAAGAUGAUUAAUGGCAUUGGGAAAUCUUUAAGAUGGUGGGAGAAAGGGCUUCAACCAAACAUGAAGGAAAUAACAGGUGCAGAAGAUCUUGUUGAAUCGCUUUCGCAGGCAGGUGAUCAGUUAGUUGUUGUUGAUUUCUUUUCACCUGGUUGUGGAGGCUGCAAAGCUCUUCACCCCAAGAUAUGUCAAUUAGCAGAGAUGAAUCCAGACGUGCAGUUUCUGCAAGUGAACUAUGAGGAUCACAAGUCUAUGUGUUACAGCCUCAACGUUCAUGUUCUCCCGUUUUUUCGGUUCUAUAGAGGAGCUGAAGGUCGUGUUUGUAGCUUUAGCUGUACAAAUGCUACGAUCAAGAAAUUUAAAGAUGCAUUAGCAAGGUAUAAGCCUGAUAGAUGCGGCUUAGGGCCUCCAAAAGGUUUAGAGGAGAAAGAAUUGAUAGCACUUGGGGCAAACCGCGACCUUUCAUUUGUAUAUACGCCAAAAGGUUUAGAGGAGAAAGAAUUGACACCACCACCAUUGCCGUCUCUGGCAGUAGCGGGCUCACAAUCAAAACUAAAUGCUCCUCUUCCUCUUCCUCUUCCUCGUUCUCUGAAGUCUACAUCGGAAAUGAAAAAAGACAGUAAAGAUAAUACCUUGGUGUCUUUUGGGAGAUGAGAUGGAUUUGAGAUGUUUUAAAAGCUCAUGUCUAAUGUUAGUGUCUGUAUAGGGUACCCAUGUACCAUUUCGCAUUUUUUGUUGUGUAGAUCGUGUAAAAGUAGCUAGUGUUUGCACCUCUGUACCCAUCUUCUUGAGGCUUAGCGCCAAAAUUUAUGUCUAAUAUGUAUAUGAACGAAGUGACUUAGUUUACUUCGUCCCAAGAGUUCAAUAGAAGUUAUGAGUUAAUUAGCA
Messenger RNA from Erigeron canadensis, 1230 nucleotides. Its product is annotated as thioredoxin-like 1-1, chloroplastic. Gene Ontology annotation, biological process: cell redox homeostasis. The coding region runs from base 115 to 996 and encodes 293 amino acids. The transcript is spliced from 4 exons. Lineage: Eukaryota; Viridiplantae; Streptophyta; Magnoliopsida; Asterales; Asteraceae. The record is from RefSeq and is a predicted model, not a curated record.